AAGAAGGGGGAAAAGUUUUAUCAAGGUUGCAUGAGUCAUGUGACUUGCUCAGUUUUAUUUUUUUUAUAUAUCAACCUCCGGGCUCCGAUGCUCGGUACUUAACGCAGUGCAUAGGAGGUUGUAAGCUUUUAAUGUUGCAAUCGUAACUACCAAGUUCCACAUAUUUUAAAACAUACGAGAUGAUCAUCAAUGACUGAUCUACUGACAAGUACCACUAACUGCUUGUCAUACUUGAUAUUUACUGAUUGAAAGGAGGCGUACAACUGAAAGGCACACCUGUAAAACUUACAGUAUGGAUAGGAUGUCAGGGUUUGUCCCAACGAAUUACGGUUCUACCGCAGAAAGGGUCCCAGAGGUCGGAUUUUCCGGUGGCGGCAGUAUAUACGACCAAAAGGAAGCAGACGCCCUCGCGGAAAAUGUGAGCAAAAUCAUUUACAGCAUUAACACCGAGAGGAUGAGCUUGGAGAAGUCUGUCAAAUUCAUCGGAACGCCCAAAGAUUCACAGGAACUCAGGGAAAAGAUGCAAAACACUUUAGUGAGUAUUAAUGAUAAAGUAAAACGAGUUACUUUGGAUAUAAAACUGUUGAAAGAAAAAAUGAGAAAGGGAGGAUGGCAACAAAAACUCCAGAUUCAAAAAAUCACAGAAACGUUUCAAGAAUCGAUACAAAUGUGCAAACCAGUAGAAGAGCUUGUAGUUGCGAAAAUGCGAUGUCACAUGUUACUCUCAGAGUUGGCAAUAUUAGAGCAAAAUCAAGAAAGGUUUUCUGAUUCUGAUCAGCUAACCACAUCGGAAAUGAGACAGGUGACAGAAGCCAUAGAGUUUGAAACAGGAUUGCUCAAAGAAAGAGAAGAGAAAAUGGCAAAGAUAGCCAACACAAUAAUCGAUAUUAAUCAGAUUAUGAAGGAAUUGGGAGCGCAGGUUCAUAAUCAAGGAGAGGAUAUUGAUAGGAUAGAAAAUGCUAUUGAAGAUGUACAUGUUCAUGUGACAGCAGCCAAUGAAGAAUUAGAAAAAGCCUCAACUUAUCAGAUCAAUCUUACAGGGAUGACCAAUUCAGUCGAAGAUACAAAAGAGGAUGUUGCAUUCGUUAAGAAUGACGAUUCUGACAUUCCAAAUUGUAAUUUUAACAAUAACAAUGACAUUAAAGACAAUAGGAGGUUAGAAACUGGAAGGAGAAAAACAGUAUGCAUUCUUCUUGCAUUAUCUCUCAUAAUUGGUGUCAUCCUUACAACCAUCAUAGUUGUCACCCUUCGUGAUAAACACUAGACUGUGAUAUGAAAUAAAGAUUAUUUUUAUUGUUUUACGUUAAUGCAGCAUCCAAAAAAGUAUAUGUAUUAUUUAUAGUUAAACAACCAUGAAACUUUGUUAAUGUAAUCAUAUUAUGCUCAAAAAGAACCAAAUUUAUUAUUCUAUAUUAAAUUUUAAUGGAAAUGUUGGAAAAUCACAUUAAGCAAACAUUCCUAUAUAGAUUAUUUUAUUUUCUUAAUAAGGAUUUAUUAUCAUUACUUAUGUUCUAUAUGAGAAAAAAAAUACAUGCCCAUAAUGUUUCUAAUUUAAAUAACGUCAGUAUAACUUUUGUGAAAUUUUGUUUCUUUCAAUUAGAUUUUUUUUUUUUUUUAAAUAAGAUUUUUAACCUUUUAUCUUCAACACUCAUGGAAGCCAAAGAAUCGCCCUACAUAGAUGUGGUACACAAUUGCGCCUUGCGUCUUUCUCUUUUAUUAAUAUUUUCUGCUACUAACUUUUGUGAAAAAAACGUAAUUAUGUUGAAAGAUUUGUUAGACGCGUGACAAAAUUGUGUAUGCAAUAUUUGUCAUUUAUUGAAAGAAAAAAAAAUGUAUAUCAUGAAAAUAUAAAAUGUAUUUAUUU
Cimex lectularius (bed bug) is the source of this 1864-nucleotide messenger RNA. RefSeq names its product syntaxin-7 (gene Syx13). Gene Ontology annotation, biological process: intracellular protein transport; vesicle fusion; vesicle-mediated transport. NCBI's taxonomy places the organism in Eukaryota, Metazoa, Arthropoda, Insecta, Hemiptera, Cimicidae. The record is from RefSeq and is a predicted model, not a curated record. Gene Ontology annotation, cellular component: membrane; SNARE complex; endomembrane system. Gene Ontology annotation, molecular function: SNARE binding; SNAP receptor activity. Bases 293 to 1264 code for a protein of 323 amino acids. The transcript is spliced from 8 exons.